Aspergillus melleus is the source of this 855-nucleotide messenger RNA. RefSeq names its product TMEM53 family protein. Bases 1 to 855 code for a protein of 284 amino acids. The record is from RefSeq and is a predicted model, not a curated record. The transcript has a single exon. Lineage: Eukaryota; Fungi; Ascomycota; Eurotiomycetes; Eurotiales; Aspergillaceae.
AUGGCGCAUCCUUUUCCGCAGUUCCAAUCCUUGGGAAUUCGGACUUGGCUCAGCUACCCGGAAAAGCCGCUCCCGGGCCAGCUGGUCGUUAUCUGCACCUGGCUGGGCGCCUCGUCCAAGCAUAUUGGCAAGUACCUAGAUCUGCAUCGUGCGGUCGCUCCGGGCGCACGGAUCUUAUUGAUCGAGUCCGAGGUGGCCAUUCUGGUCAGCAGUUAUGCCCAUCAACGACGCCGGAUCCAACCUGCGGUCAGAGCGAUUCGCGACACGCUCGCCGAGGGCUCGAAGGCGCAUCGUCCCAAGAUAUUGCUCCAUACCUUUUCUAAUGGCGGGACAAACACGGCCACGCAGCUGCUGAUCACUCUGCGCGAGACUCUCCAGGAGCCAUUGCCGCUCGUGGGUAUCGUGCUCGAUAGCUCGCCGGCGAAGGGCACCUACUGGAAAUCCUACGACGCCAUGGUCUUUUCCCUACCUCCGGCCGGUCGCAUCGUUAGCUCGAUGGUGGUACACUUUCUCCUCGUCUUGCUUUAUACCUGGAUUGCCUGCGGUAACGAGAACCCGGCUGCUCUGAUGCGCCGCACCUUGCUAGACGACGAGACGAUCGAAUCCGGGGAGGAGAUGUACAAUGCUGGAGUUAAUGGAAACAUCUGCUAUCUUUACUCCAAAGCAGAUAAGAUGACGGACUGGCGCGAUAUCCAGGACCACGCCGAAGACGCCCGACUGAAGGGAUGGAAUGUGCAGGAGAUUCUGUUUGAAGGGAGUGGCCAUUGUGCUCAUUUGGCCCAGGAUGCGACGAAGUACUGGGCUGCAGUGGAACGUGUUUGGAAUUGGAGCUCCCCCAAAAGCUCGAAACUCUGA